Molecule: messenger RNA, 3300 nt
Organism: Anthostomella pinea
Lineage: Eukaryota; Fungi; Ascomycota; Sordariomycetes; Xylariales; Xylariaceae
Source: the annotation of a GenBank genome assembly
AUGAAGUGUAUUCGGAUAGCCGCAACAUACAUAAUAUCCCAAGCAUGGAGCCUGGGCAACCCGAGACCAAACGUCCACGUCUCUCGACUGGAACGUCAUGGUCAUCGGAUCGCGGUGUCACACCCUGCCGUCGCACAUCACCCACCUGUCUCGGGGCCUCAUACGCUGCCGCCGUAUCAACCUCCACUUCCCUUCUCGCGCCCGCCCGAACCUCCCCUGUCGUCGGCGCACCACCACCACCAUCACGACGAUCGUCGCCUCCAUCAUGACCACGAGCCCUAUGCGCCGAGCCAGGACCAUACACGGCAGCUUCCUCCGUCGCCUGCGCACCAACAACACUUUUCUCCCUACGGUCCGCGGGACCCUUCUGUGAAGCGCGAUCCGGGUGAAGAAACGGCCCUUCCGCAACUACGCCGGCCACCCUCCACCGGCAACGGUAUCGAUAAUCUUCCACCACCGCUGCCCCAUGGCCAUCAUCCAAGUCACCAGCAUCCAGAUGAACCUCGACUACCCAUGAGUUUCGAUAGCGGACCGCCGAUGCUGCACUCGCCGGUAGUAUUCCGGCCCUCGCACAACAACUACCAUCCUCCGACGCCCGUCGCUCAGCAUCAUCAAUAUGACAGCCCCCGUAUGUACGGGCCUCUUACUCCCCAUGACAUGUACCCUAAGUUGGAGAUCCAGGCUGCUGCUAGCGCCAAACGGAAAGCGCAACGGGCCUCGCAGGCUUGCGACAGUUGUAAACAACUCAAGGCGAAGUGCGACGAGACUAAGCCCUGUAAAAAUUGUCGGGAGAAGAACGUUGAAUACAAAUAUUGGGACCCUCCCGCAAAGCCACCGGAUAAGGUGACUACCGACAUCUUGGAACUUCUCACAUCGCUGAGAAAGGAAGUGAGCAGGAGUUUCGCGACGAUGAGAAAGAUGGAAAGCAGCUUGGCAAGCAUGGAGACGUCACACAGGCAGCUGAACCAAGGGGCACCAUAUAUGGAAGCUGAAUCAAUCGAAGAGGACAACCCGCCAGACUAUUGCCAAUCCCCCGAGCCCAACAACAGAGCGACGGCAGAACAGGCGCUGUCAUCACCCGGAGGGACCGUCGUAGAGCCAGAUUUGACUCUCAACCAGGCGCGCGAGACCUUGAGACAAAUCAACGAUAACGACUUGGAAGCUCAGCCAGGGAGAGCCGUCACUCCGGGCAAGCCUGUCAUACCUCAAAACCACACGACGUUGGCUGGCCUGCUCUUGAAAUGGCCCGCUAUUAGGUCCAUGGUGCAGCAUUUGCUGGAGGCCGAAAGAAUUGAGCACGUGGAGGAAUUUCCAAUACGUCAGGAACAGCCCAAAGGGCAACUCAGAAUCUUUGGGAGAGGUGAGGGAUUCGAUCAAGACAGUGGUGUCUACGACAAAGUGACACCGCCAGAAAACACAAUGGCGGAUAUUGGAGACGACAUUUCGAAUCCUUCGUCUCCUGCGCCAAAUUCCACUGGCCAGGCAUGGGGUCAAGUGGGCGGCCUAACGCCACCUCCCUCGGUUGACUACAGAGGGAGCGUUCUCAACGUGGAAGGGAACCCCGACUGGAAGCCUUCCAAAGUCUGGAAGUACGUGCAAAGCUUCAAGGAUAACAUCCUCAACAUGCACCCUAUCUUCAUUUACAAGGAGCUUGAUGCCAUGGUCAGAGUCUUCCUUUGUGACAUACCAAAAUCAACUGAUGUGCGACCCGCCAAAGUCGGCUCGAUGGCCAGGUUUCUCACUCAGCCUACGAUUCCACCUUCGUCGUUUCCCGAGCCCGUCGCUAAAAGGAAGCGAUCGCCGGGUGGAGAAGAGCAGUACCUUGUGGCUUCUUUCCAUAAACCUGGACGUCCUUUCCAAACCAUACACAAUGCUCUUAUUCUGCUUGUUCUGGCUUUGGGUAAGAUAUGUCUCCAUAAAGAUAGAAUUCCUGACCCAGUUUACGACUCGGACCCAAUAGCUCACAACUCUUUCUCGGUUCGUAAUCGAGUUACGUCGUCACCUCCGCAAGGGUCGCCCCCUAUGCUCAUGUCACAGUCUCACUCUUCGGGGUUGCCUUCACCUAGGGAUAAUGAACGCAUAUACCCGAGUAGGAGAACCUCACUACAAGGAGCGGUCCCCGUGGCAAGAGGGCCGCAAUCGUACAAGAGGAACAUCGACGUAAUCCCUGGCCUCGAGUAUUUCGCCCUCGCAACGGAGAUAAUUGGCAGUCAAGUUGGUGGCGCCACACUGAAGCACGUCCAUGUGCAUCUCCUUGCUGGCUUAUAUCACGGGCAACUUGGUCGCGUCAUGGAUAGUUGGGCCUUUAUCACCCUAAUAAGCCAAAAGAGCCUCGUUCGUCUUUCAGCCAAAGACCCUGGGCUUGGGCACUCCAGAAAGGACAACCAGUUGGCUUUUGCUUUUUGGACCUGCCUGCAAUUGGAAAGUGAUAUCUUAGCCGAGCUAUCUCUUCCUCAAUCCGGGAUCCUACAAUUCGAAGAACGAAUGCCAUACCCGGACAUAAGUCUCGCCAUCGAACAAGGCUUCUCGUCGCAUGUAGUCGAGAGCUACUUAGCUCAGCUGUAUCUGCGUAAGCAGUUGAACAAGGCGCACCGUCUACUUUACGACCGGGAGAAAGACGACGAAAUCGGGCGCAUGAUUGGAAGUUUGGCGAUGGAAGAUGACAUUAACUCUAUUCAAAGUGCCCUCAAGGACGCAAGGCACACUUGGGUGCCCUUUCAUUACAGUUGGAAUGACGAGGACCCCCCAGCCACCGACAUAUUAUCUGCGCGUCUACGUGCGAAGUACUGGGGAUCCCAGGUGAUUCUCUACCGGCCAUUGCUAAAGAACAUGCUGAACAGGGAACCACUGCCUCCAUCCACGUGCCGAAUCCAGUCACCCCCACCUGAUGCAUGGGCCUCCUUAGGCUUUGAGAUAGGAAGUCUAAAUUUGCCCUCGAACGUGGAUCCUCGUACCAUCAACUAUGCUCGCCUGGCUAUACAGGCUCUCGUUGAGAGCACACGAGCUUUUCAUGGAAUGGACCGCACCCAACGCAUCAUUGUAACCAACGUGUUUGGAACUGCUCAUGCUCAAUGGGGAAAUCUCCUGACGCUGGCUGCUUGCUACAGAGACAGCAUUCUUACCAGGUUUAUAGACAAGGAGACUUUGAGAACCCUUUUUUUACGCACUAUUGCGUUUUUCCAGACCAUUGUCCAGUCCAAAAGCGCACUGGCGGCUGAUAUGAACAUUUUGAUUGGCCUAGCUAGAGAUCUUGGCUUCAUCAAGAAUGAGUAUGAUGCCAGGGGGAACUCGAGCCCUUGA